GAGUUAUUCUUCAUCCAAUCCGAACAAAAAAACAACGUGUAUCUAAAUCGCGAAAAUGGCCUCUCUCCGUUUGAUCCUCGCCCUCAUAGCCGUGGCUUCCCUCUCUUGCUCCCAUCUUGAGGCCUUUCCAGCCUCCGGGGAUGGUGGCUACGUCUACACGAGCCUCAUCCCCGGGUUCUACGACUUCUCAUGCCCACAAGCCAAUGAGAUCAUAAUGUCAGUGCUGGAAAAGGCCAUUGCUGAGGAUUCAAGAACUGCUGCCUCUUUGCUCAGGCUCCACUUCCAUGACUGCUUUGUGCAGGGCUGCGAUGCAUCGGUGUUGCUAGAUGGUGGGGCGAGUGAGAAGAACGCGCGGCCAAACAAGAACUCACUGAGGGGAUUCCAAGUGAUUGAUGAGAUCAAAGCAAAACUGGAGCAAGUCUGCCCCCACACAGUGUCAUGUGCAGACAUUCUUGCUCUUGCUGCAAGGGAUUCUGUUAUCCUAAGCGGCGGGCCACACUGGGAAGUGGCGUUGGGGCGGAGGGAUUCAACAACGAUGAGCCUCACCAAAUCCAACUCCAACAUCCCUGCUCCCAACUCCACCAUCCACACACUCGUGGCCAAGUUCAAGCAACAAGGCCUCAACGAGCAAGAUCUCGUUGCUCUUUCCGGAGGGCACACCAUUGGAAUGGCGAGGUGCACGGCGUUCAGGCAGAAGCUGUACAGCAAACCGGAUGUGACUCUGUUCAACAGCGGCCUCAGGGCGGUAUGUCCUAAGGUGGGAGGCGACAACAACUUAUCGCCUCUGGACAUCUCGUCCCCACGGAGAUUCGACAACACCUACUUCCACCUCUUGUUGGAAGGGAGAGAGCUGCUCACUUCGGAUCAAGUUUUGCUGAGUGGAAAUGUGAGGAAGACCAUGGAUUUGGUGAAGAGGUAUGCUGAAGAUGAAGCUCUUUUCUUCCACCAAUUUGCCAAAUCUAUGGUGAAGAUGGGAAGCAUUAGUCCUCUUCUUGGUGUGCAUGGUGAAAUCAGGAAGAAUUGCCGCAGAAUCAACUCAAAUUAAUUAACUUAUUGUAUCUUUCUUUUUUUUUAACAUAAUGUAUGGUUAUUACUUAGUUGUGUGAGGAUGUGAUUGUGAUUCAUGCAUGCAAUUUGUCAAGAACUACUAUUGGAGUAUUAAAUAAAUCUUGUUUAUCUA
Messenger RNA from Salvia splendens (bonfire salvia), 1180 nucleotides. RefSeq names its product peroxidase 9. The transcript has 4 exons. Gene Ontology annotation, molecular function: peroxidase activity; heme binding. Bases 56 to 1045 code for a protein of 329 amino acids. The record is from RefSeq and is a predicted model, not a curated record. Lineage: Eukaryota; Viridiplantae; Streptophyta; Magnoliopsida; Lamiales; Lamiaceae. Gene Ontology annotation, biological process: hydrogen peroxide catabolic process; response to oxidative stress.